Messenger RNA from Prunus armeniaca (apricot), 873 nucleotides. Lineage: Eukaryota; Viridiplantae; Streptophyta; Magnoliopsida; Rosales; Rosaceae. The record is from the annotation of a GenBank genome assembly.
AUGGCGGCUUUGGCUAAGAGUUCAAUGGUUUUCUUCUUCAUGGCAAUGGCUUUGGUUGGGGUCUGUUUUGGUGCUGUUUACAAGGUCGGUGACUCUCAUGGCUGGACCGACCAAGGCCACUUUAAUUACAAGACUUGGUCAUCUAACAAGCACUUCACUGUUGGAGACACUCUCGUUUUUGAGUAUGAUGCCAAGAAGGAGAAUUUGGUACAAGUGGACCAUAAGGGUUACAAAGAAUGCAUGGCAAAAGAUCCAUUAUUUACCUUUGCCUCUGGCAACGACAAUGUAAAGAUAACCAUGCCUGGCGACUUCUUCUACAUUUCUAGUCUCCAUGAUCACUGCAAGGCCGGCCAGAAGCUUCACAUCCAAGUUCACGCAUCAAGUUCGACCCCGUCCCCGUCUCAGACUCCAUCUUUCUCGAGCCCAUCUCCGAGCCCGGUCCACUUGAGCCCGUCUCCUACCCCGGUCGCCUCAACCCCGGUAAUUUCAACCCCAAGUGCUUCACCAAGCCUGAGCCCAAGUGGUUAUCCAAUGCCCAGCCCAAUUGGUUCACCAAGCUACAACCCCAAUAGAUCUCCAAGUGCUAUUACUAGGCCACCUCCAAACCCUAGCCCAAACGUGAGGCCCAAUCCUCCAACUGUGAGGCCCAAUCCCCCAACAGUGAGGCCCAAUCCUCCCCCUUCGGUACCAAUAGUGGUGUCCAAUCCUCCUCCUUCCGUACCAACAGUGGUGUCCAAUCCUCCUCCUUCCCCAGGGGGUACCCCACCUAGACGUCGUAAAGCCGUGAUUACAAAGAGCCAGGCUUCACCUUCCAAUGGGUUACCUAUUUUGCAGGUUUUAAUGGCUGUGGCGGUCGUUGUCUACAUUGCUUAA